UUCAAUUCCUUCGUGUAUUUUUCCUCCCCUCUUCUUCUCUCCUCUACCGCACCUUUCCUUUCUUCAUUCUCUCCAUUGCGGCUGAUCUGAUAGUGCCACCUUCCCUUUCUCUUUGUUGUUAUUUUGGCUGGAAUUCAAUCAUGCUGACACUUGAAAUCGGAAGAAAAUCGAAAUCUUUGACUCCCUCUCCUGCCCAACUCUGUUGUUUCUUCUUCUUCUUCUCCUCCUCUUCCUCCUCCACUCCCUGGUACUCUCCCCCUUUGCCUCACCAAGAAGACCCAAUUCUCACCACGCUCUCUCAAGCAAUUAGAAGCUCCCAAACAAAGCCGCUUCACAUAUCUCUCAAAAAACUCCUCCGUUCCCUUACUCCCUCUCAUGUCAUCAACCUCAUCACCCUCAACCCUCACUCUCUAUCCCCACUCUCGCUCCUCUCCUUCUUCAACUUCCUUUCUUCCCAUCCCCCCUUUCGCCACACGCUUCGCUCCUACUCCACCAUGGCUCAUUUCCUUAUUACCCACAAAAUGUUUCAUCAAGCACGGUCUCUUCUCCAUUUUUUAGUCUCUCGUAAAGGAAAAGGCUCGGCUUCUUCGGUUUUUACUUCGAUUAUCGAAACUAAAGGUACCCAUCAGUGUGGCUUUGUUUUUGAUUCUUUAAUGAUUGCGUAUACGGAUUUGGGUUUUGUUCCUGACGCUAUUCAGUGCUUUAGGUUGGUAAGAAAGCAUAAAUUUAAAUUACCAUUUCAGGGUUGUAAAUAUUUGCUUGAUAGAAUGAUGAAGAUAAGUUCUCCAAUAGUGAGUUUGGGAUUUUAUUUGGAAAUUUUGGAUUAUGGGUUUUCGCCCAGUGUGUAUAAUUUUAAUAUUCUGAUGCAUAAAUUGUGUAGAGUGGGUCAAAUCAAAGAUGCCCAAAUGGUGUUUAAUGAAAUUGGAAAGAGAGGUUUGCUUGCUACAGUUGUCAGUUUCAAUACUUUGAUCAAUGGGUAUUGUAAAUCAGGGAAUUUAGAAGAAGGGUUUAGGUUGAAAAUAGCUAUGGAAGAUAGUGGAAUCCGUCCUGAUGUUUUUACUUACAGUGUUUUGAUUAAUGGGUUGUGUAAGGAGAGUAGGCUGGAAGAUGCGAAUGGGUUGUUUGAAGAAAUGUGUGACAGAGGGUUGGUCCCAAAUGAUGUUACUUUCACUACCUUAAUUGAUGGACAGUGCAAGAAUGGAAGAAUUGAUUUAGCCAUGACAACAUUUGAGCAGAUAUUGUCAAAAGGCUUAAAGCCUGAUUUGGUUAUGUUCAAUACACUUAUCAAUGGCCUUUGCAAGGCCGGGGAUUUAAAAGAGGCAAAGAAACUUAUUGCUGAGAUGAGUUUGAGAGGUUUAAAGCCUGAUAAGUUCACUUACACGAUACUUUUAGAUGGAUUUUGUAAGGAGGGAAAUAUGGAGUUGGCAGUUGAGAUUAGGGAUGAAAUGGUUAAGCAUGGUAUUGAGCUUGAUAAUGUGGCUUUCACAGCCCUUAUUUCAGGGUUGUGCAGAGAGGGAAGACUCAUCGAUGCUGAAAGAACAUUGAGGGAGAUGUUAAGUGCUGGUAUGAGACCGGAUGAUGCUACGUAUACUAUGGUCAUUGAUGGAUUUUGUAAGAAAAGCGAUGUAAAAAUGGGUUUUAAGUUGCUUAAGGAGAUGCAGAGUGAUGGCCAUGUGCCUGGUGUUAUAACCUAUAAUGUUCUUAUGAAUGGACUCUGCAAACUAGGGCAAAUGAAAAAUGCUAAUAUGCUGUUAGAUGCUAUGAUUAAUUUAGGGGUUGUUCCAGAUGACAUUACAUACAACAUUCUAUUAGAUGGUCAUUGCAAGAAGGCAAAUCCAAAAGAUGUCAACAAAUUAAAAAGUGAGAUGGGGCUGGUAGCAGAUUAUGCUUCUUAUAACUCACUAAUUAGCGAGAUUGGUAGAUCUUCAAAACAUAGAUAACCCUUUUGAGAGCAGGUUUGCUAAGUGUCUAUUGUCACGCCAAGCAUUACCAAAGAAGUAGGCGGAAUGUUUCAUCCCCCAGCAGUCGGGCAUGGAAUCUUAGAAAGCUUAUAAGUGUGGGCAUUGCACACCUUUGCAGGUUAGCAUUUUGAAGAGAGGGUAAUACUUUAUGACAAAGUGAUAUCAAAGUAGCGGCGACUUUGACCUGGCCUAUGCCAAUCACCUCCAAAUGGGAGGCAGUUAGGGUGGUCAUCGUCAAAAGAGGUAGGUAGUCUGCUUCAAUCUCACAUCGGGCGGUAGGGGUCUUAGAAAGCUUAUAAAGGUAGGAACUACAUUCCUUGUUGCGUUAGUGUUUCGGGAAGAGUGUACAUCUAUUGUCUCAAGAUGAUGCGACAGACAUGAAUUUUGGUUUUUCUAGCAAGCAGUGAAGUUCAAUACAGUUGAUUACCUAGAUCUUCUGGAUAGCAACGUUGAUUGAGAUUCUGGACAAUGAAUUUUAUGCAACAUUUCUGGCAAAAUAGGAGUAAGCAAUCACUUGAGGGAACCACUGUGAUGUAACAUAGCCUGGUUAUCUUGAACUUUGGAAUUUGAUAUUUCCUGUAUAUUAGCUUUGAUCAUUGUGCUAGGGAACUCUCAAGAUGGAGGUAACUGUUACAAGAAUAAAACAGCUACAAAUUGAGGGAGAGUGCUCAUAAAAUGAAGUCAUGUAUUUUGAUCCAGUCAAAUUGUUCACAAGGCAAGGUAAGAUCCUGUCAGCGCGCGUCAGGAUAACCAGCACCCUCAACUUGAUUUUCGGCCCCAAGCUCGUUGAAAAGUCAUGCCUGAGCCUAGGGAUAGUGUAUGUGAAUCAGAUAAUGAAUCUUGGUGAUAAUCAAUCUGCCAUAUGGUAGAGCCCAAAAAUUAAAUAGUGACUGGGACAGGGGCUCAAAUGUAAGGCUGUCAAAUUGAUUCAGUAUGAAGAUAGCUAAGGUUGCUUGACCUCUGGGCCUUCUAACAAGUCAUUAUGCUCCUGUUUUUAGCACCUUACCAAGGUCUCAAUAGGUUGUCUACUAGCACUAUUUGUAUAUACGGAGUCACAUGCAGCGACUUUUUGUGGUGCUUGCAAGAGAUUUAUAUGAAUGAAAAUGACUUAAUAUGCUUAUCUUUCCCACCUGAAAAAGAAAGAAUAAAACCGUUCGUGCGCAUUCUCACACAAAAUUGGAGGUGGGUGCAGCUGGGCCACUGGUGUCCUUAAGGUCCAGUGCGAUGUCUGGGACCCUGGUGCAAAACUCAGCCGCAGUUCACUGAGCCUAAAUGCCUCAGCAACAAGCCAUUCAUAGAAGAAGAUCCCUUCACUUCACUAGAGAGUCCACGUACAUCGUCAUUUACUUGGAUAACAACCCAUUAUUCUCGUGGCACAGUCUUAAAGGAUAAAAGAAGAUAACGGCAAUGAAAAUUCGAAGAGGAAACAUAAGGAGGUAUCUAACAAUC
This is a messenger RNA of Theobroma umbraticum, 3410 nucleotides long. Its product is annotated as Pentatricopeptide repeat (PPR) superfamily protein. Gene Ontology annotation, molecular function: protein binding. NCBI's taxonomy places the organism in Eukaryota, Viridiplantae, Streptophyta, Magnoliopsida, Malvales, Malvaceae. The record is from RefSeq and is a predicted model, not a curated record.